Molecule: messenger RNA, 490 nt
Organism: Salvia hispanica
Lineage: Eukaryota; Viridiplantae; Streptophyta; Magnoliopsida; Lamiales; Lamiaceae
Product: allyl alcohol dehydrogenase-like protein
Source: RefSeq, a predicted model, not a curated record
GCAAAUGCUAGGGAAUUUCGAUAAUUUCGAUUUGAGUUGAGAUAACGAAAAACCCUAGUGCAGCGAUAAACCAUGGGAAUUCUCUCUUGGUUCACCGGAGGGAGGAGCAACGGCAACAGCGCCCCUAAAAAGGAGCAACCCGCUCCGUCCGGCCCGAAGCUCGAAGCGGCGGAGGCCCCCGGAAUGAACGGCGCGGUGGAGGUCCGCCGCCCCGACGCGGAUAUCUCGGUUUUCGAAUUCGGUUCGGUCGCCGCCUCCGCGGAUAAGGUGACGCUGGCCGGCUACUGCCCCGUCUCCGACGAGCUCGAGCCCUGCCGGUGGGAGAUUCUGCCCGCGAGUGGCUCUGACGCGCCGCAGUUCCGCGUGGUGUUUUGAGUUUAGCUGUGGAAGAGGGGAAAAUUGAGAGAUGAGUUUCAUAGUGUCUUUUUUCUUUGCUGCGUUGUAAAAAUAUUUGAAUUUGGUUGGGAAAAUUAUUGCAAUUUCUAUCCAA